This is a messenger RNA of Cydia fagiglandana, 3707 nucleotides long. RefSeq names its product protein cueball (gene cue). Gene Ontology annotation, biological process: canonical Wnt signaling pathway. Lineage: Eukaryota; Metazoa; Arthropoda; Insecta; Lepidoptera; Tortricidae. Gene Ontology annotation, molecular function: Wnt receptor activity; Wnt-protein binding. The coding region runs from base 159 to 1880 and encodes 573 amino acids. The transcript has 6 exons. The record is from RefSeq and is a predicted model, not a curated record.
AGUACUGUGCAACCGGUGACCGCGAUUCACCAGUUUCGGUCGAGCACGCGGCGCGAGCGGUCGUGCCGCCCUCUAUCAGCCAUUCCGCUGAAACUCGCCACUUAUUUCCGAUCCAAAUGUGCUUUUGAAUGAGACUGUACCAAAAUUUAUGAGACAAAAUGUGCAACGCGCUGUGUUUCGCCCUAUUCGCGCUUUCUGUCAACCUCGUUAAAUCAUGGGACAUCGCUGUCACCUCAGGAGACCAACUCGAGUUCUACACAGGCUCCAACAAAACCGGGUCCGAAAGCGGCCGGCUGCGGGACCUCACCGCCCUGGCCUACGAUGCCGUUCACAACAUGCUGCUCUUCGUCGACAAACAGAACGACAACGCCUCCAUCUUCAGCUACAACCUGGCCACCAAGAAAUACCAGCCCCUCGUCCGUAAGGGCCCCACCGAAAACAUCCAGGGCCUCGCUUUCGAUCCAGUGCAGAGCCUUCUUUUCUGGACCGAUUUCCAAAAGAGGAGCAUUUACUGGAUCGAUCUGAAACCGGGAUCCAAAAAUAGCGAUUACGGAAACCUCCUAAUCAACCUAGGUGACCAACUGCCGAGGGCUAUAGCAGUAGACAGUUGUAGAGGCUACAUAUACUGGACCAACACUAACGUUGCAUCCGGCGCAUCCAUUGAACGAGCUCGUUUUGAUGGAUCCGAGAGAAAAACGAUUAUAUCUACAAACAUUCAUCUGCCAACCAGCAUAUUUGUGGACCAACAGACGCAGAGACUUUACUGGGCUGAUGACAAAGAAGGCAUCCACUAUUCGAUCGAGAGCUCCGAUUUGGAUGGUACUCCGGAAAGCAGACAGACUUUGCACAGCGGCACGGAACAUCAGCCGAAUGCGUUAACCGUCUCUAAUGACAGUCUGUAUUGGGUAGACUGGGGCUUUAGGAAAGUGUGGAAAUUGCCAAAGAAUGCUCGGCAGAACGCGGAACCGGAGGACUUGAUUGAUUUCAAGACCACGCCCUUUGGAAUUGUCGCUAACUACUUAAUAUCGGAUCAGGCUGCCGGAAUUCCUGAAUGCAACAAUUUACUUCGUCUGUCGCAGAAUACGUCGGCUAUCGACAACUCGUUUGCCGUGCCACAGGACGCGGGGUUGUUCUGCUUGCAUGGCCGCAAGAUCGAGGGACAGGAUGCGUGUACGUGCUCUCCUGGUUACAUCGGUGAUCGAUGCGAGACCUCCGUUUGUCAGAACUUCUGCCUCAAAGGAGAAUGCACGUUUGACGCUAAUAAUGGGGAACCGACUUGCAGGUGUCAAAAAGGCUUCACAGGAGCGCGUUGCGAGGUGGACAUGUGCGAAGGUUUCUGCCUGAACAACGGCAUCUGUUCUGUGGAGACCAACUCGCCAGUCUGCACGUGCAUCGGAGACCACACCGGGCAUCGAUGCGAAAAGACCGUUGAGGCUCCACGUGUGGUCACUGUUAAUGAGCCUUGCAAUUGCACCAAAGACAAGACAACAAAGCUAUCCGCGUUAGAAGUCAGCGAUGAAUUCGUGACUGUCCCCUGCAAUGACGGCUGGGAUUCCGUACGAGACCCCAUCCUCAUGGUGCUGGGGAUCCUAUGUGGGCUCCUGUGUCUGGUCUGCGCUGUGCUGGUGACGAAGAUCCUGCAUUUGAAGAAGCGGCCGAGAAUAAAGAAGCGCAUUAUAGUGAACAAGAACGUAACGCCGCUGACGGCGCGGCCCGACCAGUGCGAGAUCACUAUUGAAAACUGCUGCAACAUGAAUAUUUGCGAAACUCCGUGCUUCGAACCCAGAAGCACAAUACGGCCAACAUUACUCGACGCAAAACCCGGCAAAGAAGAGAAGAGGAACCUAAUCGCUAAUAUGGAGCAUCCGGACGACUUCUAAAUUUGGUGUGCUUACCUAGGAGGCGGCAGGUUAAACUUUCCAAAAAAGUCAUACUCAUACGGAGAAAAAGAUUAAUAUGGUACUUACGUCCUAUUUCUGAAAGUAAAGACACAGGAGUCGAGUUUUUGGUUGUGAAUUAUGGCAGCGUAUACCGUUCCUAAUAGAUUGUCCUGUGUUUUUAACUUUCUGGAAAAGACACACUUUAGAUACUUAGUAUCCGUAUGACUGACUGUCAGUGUUGAGUUCAGCACAGUUCUACAACAUUUUAUUGAGUGGAAGUCGCUUUAGGAAUAUAAGUCCGUAUUUGACGCAUGAAACUUUCAACCAAAACGAAGGUGGAGAGCUUCAGCGACUGUUUAUAUGCUGUAUCUCCAUCGGUACGCACUAUUCCACUUCCGCACAUAGGGGUACCAUAUGCGACCAAUUACUCCGCCAACUUUUCAACUCUAUGUAAGUAGGUAUUUUUAAGCCAAUAGUGACGGUUAGGGCCAUCCCACACUAGCGUCUCCCGAGCGUCGGCGUAUAGUCAACUCUACGGCCGCUGCUCGACGCAACUGCGCAGCGACGCCAUUUUCCAUAGCGUUUACAAGACGCUGACGCUCAAAAUACGGUGUGGGGUGGUCCUUAAAACCAAUAUGGCGCCUCCUAGGUUUAUUAACUGGAUUAUGUUUUUGGCGGAGUCAAAAAUAUUGUGAUAAGGGAUGCGCUGUUGGAUUAUGUUAAUCUGUGGCCAUCGCAGGGCUGUGUUUUGUGAGAUGAUUAUAAUCGGAGUGAGGAACAGUUGCACAAGGCCCUAAGAGACAUUAAAAGAUGUCUUAUUUAUUUUGCGAAUCUCUCUAAUAAUUGCAAACACUUUAAAUGGAGCUAAAAAAAUACGUCUCAGUGUUGCCACCUAAAGUGUCAUUCUAUGGAACUUGCCAACUAUGUAAACAAAAGUCACUAGUAAAUUCAUCAUUCAGAGACAAUAUCAAUAUGCCGGUUGGUUUACAUAGUUAGCAAGGUCCAUAGAAUGGCACUUUAGGUCUAAUGAUGACGUUAGUUUCGAUGAUUUCCAUCUCUGUUGCUUAUAUGAAUUAAGUUACAGAAUUGGAGAUACCGAAUAGAUUUCCGUUUUUUUGUGACCAAGGCCUGUAUCUGACGUGUUAGAGAGGCCCUACACUAGCGUCUUCCAAGCGUAUGCUUCUAAUCAACGCGAUGGCUGCUAGUUACUUGACACAACGUUGGUGCAAAUGCGCAGCGCCACUAGUUUCCAUAGCGCUGACUAGAUUCCAUAAACGGUCAAAGGACGCUAGUCUGGGGUUUCAUUUAGUGUUGCCAUGUAGCAUUCUAAAAAAUAUUAUUUUGAAAUCAGUGAAACUUAACUAACUAACUAAUAUUCAUGAAUUAUUUUAUUUAUUUGAGUGUUUCCCUUUUAAUUUGCAGAGCCCAGUCUCUUUAGGGCCUUGUGUGUGAACUGUGAGUGGAAAGUAGGUUAGGCCUAUUCGCAGCGUGGGUUCUACUGAAUUUUAUAUUCAGACAUUUGGGCCAUGAAAAAAAUCUCAAGUAAAAACUGUUUUUACUUAUUGGAUCUUUUCAAGGCUCUGUUACAAAGCUAGCAUGUUUAGGCAAAAAUAAUGCAGAGCUAAGCCAUAGUGCCUUUUAAAAAAUAAGAAGCAAGAAUGAAUUACGCCUUACAAGUAAUCUACGGUAAGUUUUUUUACACGAUUUUUUUUUAUUCUUGCCAAAACAUGCUGAGCAGUUUCAUGUGCGUGAUUUGUGAACGUUCCAUUUUCUUUGGUGCCAAAUAUCGAGUAACUUUAUUUUCCUAAUUUGGUUACCACCAACCGA